AUGAACACCUUGUAUUUAGGUACAAUGACACAAUACAUGUCUACAGAAAUUCUAGGUAAGAUAAGUCUAGAGGAAGUACCAGAUAUUCAAAGUAUUGCGCCUGAUACUGAAAUAGGCUAUGCACUUGAAGUUGAUCUAGAAGCCCAUUUAUAUAAUAAAAGAUUAGUAUAUAAUAAAGAAGUUGGGGGUGGUAAAUAUAUGUCUGAAGAGAAGUUAGUUCAGACCCUUUUUACUAAAAAAAAUUAUAUAGUUCACUAUCGAGCUCUCCAGACAUAUAUGAAGUUCGGAAUGAAGAUUACAAAAGUUCAUAGCGCUCUUAAAUUUAGGCAGUCUCUGUGGAUAAAGGAAUAUAUUGAAGAAAAUAUUCGUAAAUGCAAAAUAGCUAAGGCAAAUGGGGAUGAGUUUGGGGUCAUGUAUUAUAAGCUAAAAAAUAAUGCAGUCUUCGGCAAGCAGAUGGAGAAUGUCUGUAAACAUAUGAGAGUAGAACUACUCCAAAUAGAAGAGGAUAAAAAAAUUAGGCGAUUAGUAAGUUUGCCAUUAUUUGUAGGCUUCAAGCAAUUUGAGAGAGUCCUUCCAGCAGGGCAUAAUUCUAAAACUUCUGAUGAUCCAGAUUCUGAAGAUCCUAAAAAGAAGCAUGGUAUCCAAAAGGCAAAGGGUAUAAAGAAAUGUGUGGGUAGAAAAUAUGAUAAUCUUGCAAAAAAUUAUGGGAACUAUCUAAAGAAACUGCAAGCUGAAAAGGAUCCAAAUAACUAUAUUAAGACACUCGCAGUAAAGAUGUUCCCUAAGGAAGAAGCAUAUACUGAAAGGCUAGAAAAUUAUAGCAAAAGAUAUAAAAAUAAUGAUCUCUAUAGUAGUUUAGAGAAAUUAUAUGAGCUUUAUUAUCAUAUAGCUAAAGAGAAAAAUCGCGAAAAGUCAGAUAAUGAAAUAGAACAGAUGCUCAAAGCAAUAGCAAUCUAG
Molecule: messenger RNA, 957 nt
Organism: Racocetra fulgida
Lineage: Eukaryota; Fungi; Glomeromycota; Glomeromycetes; Diversisporales; Gigasporaceae
Source: the annotation of a GenBank genome assembly